GUGCCUCCUCCGCGCAGGCGCGUGAAGGCGUCACUUCCGCGGUGGAACUCCCGCGCGGCGGCGGGAAGCAGCCGGGCUGCGGGAGUCAUGUCGACGCUGUUCCCGUCGCUGCUGCCACGGGUGACGGAGACGCUGUGGUUCAACCUGGACCGGCCGUGCGUGGACGAGAACGAGCUGCAGCAGCAGGAGCAGCAGCACCAGGCUUGGCUCCAGAGCAUCGCGGAGAAAGACAAUAACUUGGUGCCCAUCGGGAAGCCGGCCUCGGAACACUACGACGAGGAGGAGGAGGAGGACGAUGAAGAUGACGAGGACAGUGAGGAGGACUCGGAAGAUGACGAGGAUAUGCAGGACAUGGACGAGAUGAACGACUACAACGAGUCCCCGGAUGAUGGAGAGAUCAACGAGGUGGACAUGGAAGGAGCGGAGCAAGAUCAAGACCAGUGGAUGAUCUGACGCAGCGGUGGCCUGGCCAAGCGGGAGGCUGCUGGCAUCUGCUGCCUGAGACGCUGAAGGGUCGGGGGAGAACUCUUCCCCCAGCUUGGGGUGGGGGUUUCCAACAGGCCCCAGCUGCACGGGGCCCCGGAGGAUGUGGUGGCACAAGUGUCAUGGGAGCUAGAUGCUGGCUGCAUCCUGGGCUCUGCAGAGAGCCGACUGGAGGGAGGCUCGUGGUGCUGGCGCCUGGACCUAUGCCCGGCCACUCCACACGGAGGCAGCGCUUGUUCCCCGCUGACCCUGCUGGGGUUGGAGGGGCAGUUGGCAUGGGCCAGGCAGCAGGGCCUGGCUCUGAGUGGCCAGAAAACCCCAUCCUAGAAGUGCUGGAGAUCUUCUAAUAAAUUACUUUUUAAAGAAA
Molecule: messenger RNA, 850 nt
Organism: Alligator mississippiensis (American alligator)
Lineage: Eukaryota; Metazoa; Chordata; Crocodylia; Alligatoridae
Gene: ANAPC15
Product: anaphase promoting complex subunit 15
Exons: 5
Coding region: 88-453 (121 amino acids)
Biological process (GO): regulation of mitotic cell cycle spindle assembly checkpoint
Cellular component (GO): anaphase-promoting complex
Source: RefSeq, a predicted model, not a curated record